Molecule: messenger RNA, 211 nt
Organism: Geodia barretti
Lineage: Eukaryota; Metazoa; Porifera; Demospongiae; Tetractinellida; Geodiidae
Source: the annotation of a GenBank genome assembly
UGAUGGUUUGUAUCUCACACCCAGAGUUACACCAUAGGCUGGAUUAUCCUCUGUGUACAAUCUUGGCCUGGCUCUGCGAUGUGAUCUAAACUGAGGUUGUUACCUUUUGAACACAAUGCAGGCAAUAGAAAUUCCAAAAGUAAUGAUUCCAAUUAAUGCUGCACCACUUCCAAUACCAAAUAUAGCAGCAGUCUUGAUUAAAGUCGGAACU